GGACCCGCUGCUACGACAGGACAGUCGGGCUCCGUUCUUCGGCAGGCCCCACACACACGCACCGACCACAGGAAGUCUGUGCGCCACCGGACUCGCCACCAUGAGGGUCCUCGCUGCCCUCGCUUUGCUCGUCGCAGCUGUCGCUGCCUUGGAGGUCCCCUACUCCGUGCCGAAGCUCGUGUUCGAGCCCAGGCAGGAGUACCUGUACAAGUACCGUACGACCGUCGCCCUGAGUGUCCCUCAGAAGGCGUCGCACGCUACUGGCGAGGAAGUCUAUGGAUACUUGAAGAUCAGCGUCACCGCCGCCGACCCCGUCGCCAAGACGGCCAGGCUGUUCGUGCAGCUCCUCAACGUCACCACUUCGGUGUUCGACAAGGAAGUGCACGACCACACUGAGGCAGUGCCGGGCCUGUACCACACGCCCCUGGAGCAGUACCUGCAUCUCUUUGAGAAGCCGGUCGUCUUCACGGUCGAGCAGCUCAAGGUAACCGCCAUUGAGGCUCCCGAGGAUCUGCCCGAGCCUGUGGUGAACCUGUACCGUGGCCUCGCCUCUGUGCUGACCUUCAGCGAGCCGCUCACCCACGCUGUUCCCUUCAGCAAGGUGACGCCCGUCAGCCCUGACGACGAGGUGGUCGUGUACAAGGUCUUCGAGCACGACCUUGUGGGUAACUGCGAGACGACCUACCACGUCCUGUCCGACGUGCACGACUUCAGUGUGCUGAACCUCACCAAGAGCAAGAACUACCACAAGUGCUUGGGCCACACGUCUGUGUUCCACCACGCCGACUACGAGUACCAGGGAUGCCCGCAGACGUGCCAGGUGCACAAGCCCGUGACUGUCUUCGAGGGCGUCGAGCCUGAAUUCACUCAGUACAACGACCCCUAUGGAGCCGGAUGCGUCAAGGAGUUCUACGAUAAGAACGACCUUGGUGAUUCUUUCCUGACCGUCAAGUACAACGUCAGCGUUCUGGGAGAGUACGGUCUCCUGGAGACUGUCAAGGCCGUCGACAAGAAGGUUCUCGUCAGCGGAAAGCAGCAGCUCGUUGCCACCUCCGUCCUGGCCCUUGAGCUCUUGUACAAGAAGUCUGCCAUCAGCGUCUUUGAUGAGACCACGGUGCACGCUAGGACCUACAGCAACCUGACCUACGCCUACCCCGAGCAGCACUACGUGUCCCAUGGACCCGCCCUCGAGCUGGAGCACCUCAGCCUGUGGGGACCGAUCGACCGCAAGGAGGCCAUGGUGGCUGUCCGCGCCCUCGUCUCCAGGCUGGCCGAGCUGGUCGCUCUCGACGACCUCGAGGUCAAGGACGACUACGCCGAUCUGAUCGUGCAGCUGCUGACCGUGGUCAACGCCCUGCCCCAGGAAGACCUUGAGCUCCUCCUGAAGACCGUUGUAUCCAUCGAGAAGGUUAACGAAGUCAGCGAGAAGGAAUACAUCGAAAGGAAACUUCUUCUCGACGCCCUGAGCCUUGGUGGCACCGACGCUACGGCCAAGACUGUCCUCACGCUGCUCAAGGAAGAAAAGCUGACCCUCGUGGAGUCCGUGCACGUGCUGACCGCUCUGCAGACCUCCCUGGCCAAGCCCUCUACCGAAGUCCUUGACGAGCUUCUCGACCUGUGUGUCAGCGACAAGUUCACCGAGGAACGCCUGCUGUUCUCGACCUCUUGCCUGGCCCUCGCCAAGGCCGUGAGGAAGCACUGCACUCACCACGACUACCCGGUGUCGACCUACACCAACCUCAAGCAGAAGGCCAUGAUGAGGAACAUCAUGAAGAUCCGCUCCAAGCACCACAGUUCCUCGGAGGAGUUCGACGAUGAGGUGACCCCCGAGUACAAGGAGCUGCCCCAGUACGACACCAGUGUGUCGUGCUCUCUGCAAGACUACGAGAAGUACGUCCAGGCCGUCGUCAGCAAGCUGGAGCAGUCCAAGGAGUUCCACGUCGUCGCCGUCCUGCUGCACACGCUCGCCAAGUUGGAGCACCCGCUCGCCCUGAAGGCUGUCGUUCCGUUCGUGCUCGGCAAGCACCCGCUCUGCAAGGUCACCCUCGGCACCGAGGACGAGUCCGAGGCCUGCCAGUACCUGCGUCUGGUCACUCUCCACGCGCUCAAGCACAGCGCCGUCACCCAGGCCGCCCUCGUGCAGCCCGUGCUUCAGACCGUCUACUUCGACAAGGACGAGGACUACGAGCUUCGUGCCGUGGCGCUGUCGCUGCUGCUGCUCACGCACCCUCCGGAGCCCGUGCUGGCCCGCGUCGUGCUCGAGCUGCCCCGCGAGAAGAGCCUGCAGGUCGCCUCCUACACCUACCACGCCCUUCUGGCCUUCUCCAACCACACCCUGCCGUGCUACAAGCCCACUGUGCACCACCUCAAGAAGCUUCUUCCCGCUCUUACCCACCACAAGUAUGGCUUCCAGUACUCUACGUUUAACUACGUCACCGGCUACACCGUUGAAUCCGGCGUUGGUCUUCAGGGCUACCUCGGAGUCGUCAAGGGCAACAACUCCUUCUUGCCUCGUAGCGUCUUCUAUGGCCUUGACUUCACCAAGGGCCCGUACAGCUCUCCUCUCUUGGACGUCACGGUUGUGAGCAAGGGUCUCCAGAACGUGCACAAGCUGCUGCUCGGUGAGGAUGGCCCACUGUCUCUGCUUGCCAGCGCCUUCCAGAGGGUCCGCCGUGGCCUCCGCAUGAACCUUGCCGACACCUACACGCCUCUGACUGUGCUUCUCGACGUCCUCGACCAGCACUUCAACUUCGACACCGAGACCGUUGUCGAGGAGCCCAAGCUGGUGUUGGACACCAAGUUCCUGGGAACCGACCUGUUCCUGCCCCUCGACAAGUACUUCGUCAAGGAGCUUCUCACGAAGGGCGCCGAGUACGUCAAGGAGAAGUGGGUGCACCCGGUGAACUUCCGCUACGUGCAGCUGCGCGUGCCCUACACUUACCGCAAGGUUGUCCCCACCGUGGUGGGAUACCCGGUCGCCAUGACCACCCGCUACCCGACCAUCGUGUCCCUGUCACUCAAGGACUUGAAGGUCCGCUACCAGCCGAACCCCAAGACCCUCGUGCCUUCCAUCUUCGCCGUGUCUGCUUUGGUGCAGCCCACCGUGUACUCAACCGCCGUGACGUCCACCGUGACCGUGACUCCCUUCACCAAGCUGGUGGCCGCUGUCCGCGUCAUCGAGAAGACCCGCUUCACGCAGCCGCAUGACCUCGCCCUGCAGUUCUCCGGCGUAAACCACACCCUGGCGUUCACCUUCAGACCGCGUUUCACCAAGCUGUUCACCCACGAGACCAAGACCAUGACCUACACGACCCCGGCGUUCUUCUUCACCGCCCCGCAGCGAUCGGUGCUGGCCACCAUGUCCGUGCUGGCCACCCAGUCCAAGCCGUUCGAGUACAAGAAGGUCCUCGGCCACAAGUACGUCGGCGUCGGCCUCGAGGUCACCGGUCUCACCGCCGAGCCCACGAAGACCCCGCUGCUCCUGCUCGCCAAGCGCAAGGAGCUCGUGAAGUCCCUGCUCGAGGUCGUCCUCAACCCGUGGGCCGUCUCCAGGAAGUGGGAGGCCCGCCUCGUCCGCAACCCUCAGACCCCCGUUGACGAGUACAAGGUCGUCCUUCGCCUGAGCACCACGCUGAACGGCACCGACCCCGCCGACUACGUCAAGGAAGUCAAGCCCCUGUACCGCACCCAGGCGCACUACCCGUCCGUUCGCCACACCUACCCCGAGGACCUGAAGACGCCCGUCUACGAGGAGCUCUUCGUGAAGGCCACCGGAUUCCUGCCGCCCGAUCUCGACCACUACGAGGUCCUGCACAAGGUCGUGGAAGCCUCGAAGGUCGCGUCGUACCCCAAGGCCGACAACGUCAAGCCCCUGCUCCAGAACGUGACCAACACCACCUACGCUUAUGGAGUCGAGUUCGUCGUCUCUGCCCUCGGACCCAUGGUGCCCAAGGCCGUGUACGGUCACUUCGUGUACGGAACCAGCUUCGACAAGACCCUCAAGCUGUACCAGCUGUACGCCAACAAGGUCGAGAGCGACUACGAGGCUGUGGUGAACUCGGUCCUUCUGAAGUCGCCCAGGCCCAGCCCAUUCACGACUUUCGCCACGAAGAAGGAGGCCCAGUACCUGUACGGUACCAGCACCGCUGAACUCUUCUCCACACGCUACGGACCCCUCAAGUACAGCGUUGAGCUGGAAGCCACCCCGAGUGCCGAGCAGCUCGAGACGUAUCCGCUUAUGAUUGUUGAUGGCGUCAUGAAGAAGCUCCAAACCAAGCGUCCCAGAAUGAUUCAGAGCAGCCUCUGGGAGAGGGAGCCCGAAGAUGUUGACUACAGCUACAGACGCAAAAACCCCAGGUACGAAGAGUACGAAGAGUCCAAGCCUUACGCGGGGGUGAUGGAGAACAUCGGCGCGUACAGCGUACCCGUCAGCGAGCUGCCUUGGUACUACACCAAGUGCCAGGAGGACAUCGAGCUCGGCAAGGAACUCGUCAGCUACGCAUGCAAGAAGGUCCACUUGCACGAGCACCGCCUCGACAAGUUCGUCCUUAAGGUCACCCUGCCCACCCAGUACCCGAGCCUGGCGCUGAACGUCACCCACAAGCUGUUCCAGACGGCCAAGGUUCUCUUCUACGACAAGUCCACGACCGAGUACGUUGAGAGUCCCGCCGUGACCGAGGGCCAGUUCCUCGUGGAAGCUGUGCUCGAGGACCUGUACACCGGAGUGACCACGGCCAACGUGACCGUGCACACGCCCCACUUCGAGAAGGUCACCUUCACGCGCAUGCCUUGGCUCAAGCUCCUCAGGCCCACCGUCGCUUACGACUUGACCACGCAGCUGCUGGCCGUCGCCAGGAAGGGAUACCCGUUCCCGACUUGUAUGGUCAGCCCCUACUACCUGAAGACCUUCGACAACGUCACCCUGCCCCUGGAGACCCUGAAGAAGCAGGUUCCUCACGUGCUGCUUCGCCACGCUGUCGAUGACCCCGAGUUCUACGUCGUCCUGGAACAGAAGAGCGAGGAUGCUACGGCCCUGCAGGUCGUGCUGAAGAACCAGACCCUGGUGAAGCUGACGCCGCCCAAGGACCAGACCACGUACGAGGUCGAGGUCAACGGCACUCUGCUCACCGUGGACCCACUCCAGUCGCACGUGCUGCAGUACUACCACAACUACAGCUCGCAGGUGCUUCUCUACGUCACCGUCCACCACGAGGUGGCCCCGACCCUGUGGCUCAAGGUCCGCGACUCUGGCCUCCUCCUGGCUUACAACGGAAGCAGCGUUAUCGUCUCGGUGAAGAAACCUAAGUACACGGGUACCCUGGUUGGUCUCUGCGGCGACAACAACAAGGAGUCCCAGUACGAGUACGUCACCCCCGAGAAGUGCGUUGUUACCGAGGUGGAAGACUUCCUGAACUCCUAUUCCCUGGAGCCCGAGACCGUGCUCAAGGGUCACAUCUUCUGCCCGGCCGGCGUCACCCCCAAGUUCGGCACUCCCGUGUACGGCGGCAGGUACAACAGCACCAGCUACAACAGCACCUGGUACAACAGCACCCGGUACAACCACACCAGGUACAACAGCACCAGGUACAACAACACCAGGUACAACAGCACGAAGAUCAGCAAAAUCAGCAAGAUCAGCAAGAUCCGCGGACAAAAGGUGUACAAGGACGACGAUGUCUACGACGAAGUUGUCGCCCAGGUGACCAACCCCGAGUGUAUGACGGAGCGUCGCAAGGUCGUCUACGAGGGGGGCAAGGUCUGCAUAAGUCUGAACAAGGUGACCGCCUGCAAGCGCGGAUGCAAGCCCAGCAAGACUGAGCCGCGAGAGCUCGAGUUCACCUGCCUGGACAAGGAGAACUCGAAGCUGAAGAAGAUGCUCAAGGACAUCCAGAGCAAGCGCGAGCUGCCCAUGUCGCUGACCGACAUCCCGACCAUCACCAAGACCGUCGACGUGCCCGUCGACUGCGUCACCAAGUAGAGGAAGUCGCCAGGCCCGCCGCGCGACCGCCUGAUUUCUCGCGUUGUAGAAAAUAAACGAUAAUUUUUGUUUUUCUUGAAGUACCUUC
Messenger RNA from Dermacentor silvarum, 6065 nucleotides. Its product is annotated as vitellogenin-2-like. NCBI's taxonomy places the organism in Eukaryota, Metazoa, Arthropoda, Arachnida, Ixodida, Ixodidae. The record is from RefSeq and is a predicted model, not a curated record. The coding region runs from base 101 to 5977 and encodes 1958 amino acids. Gene Ontology annotation, biological process: lipid transport. Gene Ontology annotation, molecular function: lipid carrier activity. The transcript has 27 exons.